This is a messenger RNA of Ficedula albicollis (Collared flycatcher), 1602 nucleotides long. RefSeq names its product opioid growth factor receptor-like 1 (gene OGFRL1). The record is from RefSeq and is a predicted model, not a curated record. The coding region runs from base 74 to 1321 and encodes 415 amino acids. NCBI's taxonomy places the organism in Eukaryota, Metazoa, Chordata, Aves, Passeriformes, Muscicapidae. The transcript has 7 exons. Gene Ontology annotation, molecular function: opioid growth factor receptor activity. Gene Ontology annotation, cellular component: membrane.
GUGUUUUAAAUUAAAUGGAGCGUUUAUCGUGGCCUCUUCAUUAAACGGGAUAAAAAUUUGAAUAUUUGAGCCUAUGUGGCAUUGGAAUUGUGACUCCUCGAGUGGUGAUGGAACUGAGCUGACAGCCAAGCCAAAGAGAAGCUUCUACGCAGCAAGAGAUUUAUACAAGUACCGACACCAGUAUCCACAGAACUUUAAAGAUCUUCGGUAUCAAAAUGACUUGUGCAAUCUCCGGUUUUACAAAAAUAAAAUCCCAUUUAAACCUGAUGGGGUUUAUAUUGAAGAAGUCCUAAAUAAAUGGAAAGGAGACUAUGAAAAACUGGAGCAUAACCACACUUACAUACAAUGGCUUUUUCCACUGAGGGAACAAGGUCUGAACUUCUAUGCUAAAGAAUUAACUACAUAUGAAAUUGAGGAAUUCAAGAAAACAAAAGAAGCAAUUAGAAGAUUCCUUUUGGCUUACAAAAUGAUGUUGGAGUUUUUUGGAAUAAAACUAAUUGAUAAAACUGGAAACGUAGCACGAGCUGCUAACUGGCAAGAAAGAUUUCAGCAUUUGAAUGAGUCUCAACAUAACUACUUGAGAAUCACUCGAAUUCUGAAAAGUCUUGGUGAACUUGGAUAUGAGAGUUUCAAAUCUCCCCUGGUAAAAUUUAUUCUGCAUGAAGCUCUUGUGGAAGAUACCAUUCCCAACAUUAAGCAAAGUGCUCUGGAAUAUUUUGUGUAUACUAUUAGAGACCGAAGAGAAAGGAGGAAACUGCUGAGAUUUGCCCAGCAACAUUAUACGCCCUCAGAGCAUUUUAUCUGGGGACCCCCAAGAAAACAGAAGUCAGAGGGAAGCAAAGCAAAUAAAAAGCCAGCAUCUCCAGUUUCUAUUCCCAAUAGUCAUAUUUCUAAGCAUAAGAAACCGAAAGAGCCUAAGAAUGCAUCGGCAAGUGGAAGCUCAGCUGGUAAAAUAACUGAAGAAAGAAAGGUAGAAUUCACAAAAAAUGGGGAAGAAAAUGAUCAGGAUGAACAAGAAGUGAACUGUGAUGCUGUUAGGCAGAACAGCAGUGAGAAGAACAGUGAGACUGAUACCAGUCAGCUUUCAAAAUCAGAAGAAAUUAAUGAUAAUUCAGACAGAAAGGAGGAUACUUCUCAUUCCAAAAAUGAUGAUGAAAAUCUGAACAAUGACUGUGGAAAUCACCCAGGCAUUAUAGAGGAAGAUUUAUGUAACACUGAGAAUUCUUCAAAUGACACAUCAGCAGAUCUACAGGACAACCUUGAUAAGGAUACAUUUUCAGGGGGGACCACCACAAAAGCUAAGGAUGAGCUCAAAUCAUGAGUCUGGGAUUUUAAAAUUGUUUCAUUUUGAAUGAAGCAAACUAUUCAUUGCUUCUUCAUUUUGGUUGAAAUUUCCAUCUCGUGAAAGUUCACGAGGCGAUGCUUGUUGCAAAUGCAUCAGAUUAGGCUUCUGUUAGGUUAAUGAAUUUUGGUUUUUUCAACCUCAGUUUAUCAGCAGUCAGCCAGGUGUGUCUCUUUAAAACAAUUGUGCAUACUGAAAGCUAAGACAUUCAUUAUCUUUUUCAGACAGAUUGCACAGAAAAGCUUAUCUACUUUAUAAAA